CCUCCACCCUUUUGCUUGCUCUUUCCCUGGAUCUGUUUGGUUGCCAGAUCCUCUGAAUUUCACCUCUGGAACGCUUCUGCCCUUGCCCUCCUCCUGGACCCGUCGCAUCUGGCCAGGAUUAUAUUGUAACGGUGGCGUGGCCGCUACGGAAGAGGCGCAGGCGCCUUCGCCAGGUCUCCCGGACCUUCCCCAUCUGGCACCCGUGGCUUCCACCACCUUCUCCACCUGCCCCCUCCUUUGCUCGGUGUGACCUGGAUUUUGCUCACCCCCGAGGGCCUCGGCGCUGACCAGGUCCCGCCCUCUGGUGGCCUCCACAAGCCUGGGAACACCAGGAAGGAGCAACCGCUUCCGGAAGCUCCGGAGCCUGAGGGGCGGGCCUGUUCUGGCCGGGCUGGCCAAUGGGGACGCUGAGCUCAGGGUCAGAGGUCACGGGUGCUGUGAGCGGGCAUUUUCUCCAGCGAAGGUCGGUGGGAAGCUGUUUGAACCUCCGGCAAAAGGUGUUGAAAUUUGUACUGCUUUGAAAGGAAGAAGAAAUGUUUUCAAUGUUCAAAUAUUGUGCAAUAGACUAUUUAUACGAGAAUGUAGUUAGAAAGAAAUUUUGCAGAGAUGCUUUAUUGCUUCGAAUCCCUUCAUGUUUAUAUAAAGAUGGAAAUUAUUAUGCAGAAGUUACUGAUCAUAAAUUUAGGAGGCCAUGGACAAGAGUCUCAGCUGUUUCAGUUUGGGGAAUGACAGAUAGCUCAAUCUUGGACCAAUGGAAAGCAAGCAUUGGGGAGGAAUUCCUUGAGAAAAAAACAGUUACAGGAAUGGUGACUCAGAUUAACUCUGAAUUUGAAGAAAUUGUUCCAAGUUCAAACCCAAACUCCCAAACUGAAGUCGAUGAAGCCAUCUUACACACUCAGAAGGACUGCACUGAAGUCUUUACACCUGUUAGCUGUUUAGAAAAAUGUCCAGCAUUUCAAGCACAGAACCAAGAUUUGUUUUUUGAUGAUGAAGAGAUAAUUUUCACAAAUAAUUUGACGACCUAUAAAAGUUAUCUACCAACCUUGGAUACUCUGUUGAGUAGGCUGAAACUGUUUUUGAUAAAGGACCCCCUUUUAGAUUUCAAAGAACAGAUCUUCACAGAUGCUGAUUUUUUCAGGGAAUGUUUCUCUUUUCAAGGAGAUUUGAAAGAUCUUAUAAAAGAAGAUUUUUAUGUGGAUAAAGAGAACUUUUGUCAGGAGAAGCUAGAAGAUACACCAUCAGAGUUUUCUGAGUGUGAAUUAAUAGCUCCAAACCUUGAUCAAGAAGUUGGUAUUCCAUCACUUUCAGAAUUGAAGGAGUCAUUACACUUAGUGCCAGAAAUAAUAACUUACGAAGAUGAAAAUGAAUAUGAAAAGCUUUUCAAAAGAGAUCCUACUACCAAGCAUGCAAUUGACAUUGAAGAUAUAAAAUGCAGCUCCACAGAGAAUUUGGCCAUUCAAAGCCAAUGCAAACCAGAGCACCAUAAACCAGAAGAGUUAGAAGAAGAGUUAGAAAUGCCAUUGCCUCCUCUACACCUAGCAAACCAACAUUCUUCUGUGAAUUCAUUAUGUACAGGACUUCAGACAUUUCCAUUUUCUCCUGAUUGUAAAAUUAGUUUGCCUACUGCUGAAAAAUCAGCUAAUGAAGACUGUACAGUGUGGCAAUCUGAAAGCUGCAGAAGCUUUCAGAACUCAUUUUUGCUUCCAGUGCCAAGAACAGAAGAGCCCAACAAUCAAUACUCAGUUACAGAUUUGAAGAAGAAAUUUUCAAUUGAGGAAGAAAGCCUUGUGGUUACUCCUGUGAGCCCAGAGUGGUGGAAACAAGCAGGACUAAAUUCGAGAGUGACAGAAACUUUGGAACAUCUGACUACAUAUGUCAGCAAUCAGGAUCUACCUUCUGAUGACACUAAAAAGGAGGUAUUUUUGCCUACAAAAGUACCUGAACUAGAAUCAUGGCUAGACCAUAAAAGUUGUUCCUCACCUAUUGUACUUAUGAAUGAGGAAUCUACAAGUGAUAAUUUAUUACUUCAACAAAAAAGUCCAUCUCCAGCAGAAGUACCAGAUCUGUGUUUUUCUGAUGAAUAUAGCUCUGUUCAAAGUCCAACAAAAGAGGAAAAACCAAAGGAUGAUCAAGAACUAGUUAGUAGUAUAAUCCAAAAUAAUGAAAAUAAAGAUUGCUUGGAACUUGACUACACAGAACUAUCUACUGAAUCAGCGUCCUCUUCAAAAAUUGAAAAAGCAUCUUUUAAAUGUAGUAAAAGGCGGGAGAAUCAUUUGGACCUUUUGAGUGACUUUAUUAUGAUGAGAAAUAAACAUAAAACUUGUACCUCAAAGACUGAAGUCACAGAUAGUGAUGAAAAAAAUGAAUUUCAAGAUAAAGAAGAACAUUCUUUGACUCUUCAAGAAGAAAGUCCUGUUGUUUAUACUAAUAAAACUGUAGAGAAAAUAAAUCAGGAGAGGGGAGCAGAUAAUGUCAUUGAGAUUCAAGCAUCAGAUAGCCAGUGCCACGCGUACUGUCUCCUAGAAGCUGCAGCUACUCCUAUCUUAAAAAAACUCGGGUGCCUCUGUACUCGCCCUGUUGCUAGUUGGAAAUUUGCCACCGUUCUUUUUGACCAAACAAGAUUCCUCUUAAAGGAACAAGAGAAAGUAGUAAGUGAUGCUAUUCAUCAAGGUACAAAUGCUGAAAGAGAAACAACAUUUAGGCAUGCUGGUCUCUUACACCUUCUGGUCACAAUUCGAGAUGUCCUUUUAACAUGUAGCUUGGACACAGCACUGGGAUAUUUGUCAAAUGCAAAAGAUGUGUACAAAAGCGUCUUAGGCUCCUAUUUGGAUGACAUUUGGAGACAGCUAGAGAUUGUACAGUUUAUUAGGGAAAAAAUGCCUGAAACCAACUACAAAAUACAAGAAUUGCAAUGUCAGAUAUUAAAUCGGAUACAAAGUGAACAGCAAAUUAAGGUGCUGAUUAUAAUAAGAAUGGACUCAGAUGGUGAAAAACAUCUACUCAUUGAAAUCCUUAACAAAAUGGAAGGUUUAACAUUGACUGUCUUACAUUCAAACAAAAGAAAAGAUUUUCUGGAAUCUGAAGGUGUUUUAAAUAGUACAAGUUCCUGUGUAGUGGUACCUAAUCAAUAUAUUGGAGCAGAUUUCCCCUGGAGUAAUUUCUCAUUUGUGGUGGAAUACAAUUACGUAGAAAACUCUUGUUGGACUAAACACUGCGAACAAUUGAAUAUUCCAUACAUGGCCUUUAAAGUGAUGCUUCCAGACACAGUUUUAAAGAGAAACAACUUGCUGGAUAGUUUUGGUGGUUUUCUUUUGGAAAUCCAGGUUCCAUAUGUGUUGUUUGCAUCUGAAGGACUUCUUAAUACUCCAGAAAUACUUCAGUUGUUAGAAUCCAACUAUAAUAUCACACUAGUGGAAAGAUGCUGCAGUGAGUCGAUGAAAUUCUUUGGAGAUACGGAGUGUUAUGUAGUAGUGACAGUUGAUGAACACACUGCCAUAAUUUUGCAGGAUCUAGAAGAAUUGAAUUGUGAGAAGGCAUCAGACAACAUCAUUAUGAGACUGAUGGCAUUAUCGUUCCAGUACAGCUAUUGUUGGAUAAUUUUAUAUGCCAAAAAAACAAACUCAGAGUAUUAUCUUACAGAAAAGACACUUCAUCACCUAGCACUGAUUUACGCAGCUUUAGUUUCAUUUGGACUAAAAUCAGAAGAACUGGAUGUAAAGCUAAUAAUUGCUCCAGGGGUGGAAGAGACUGCAUUGAUAAUCCGACAAAUUGCUGACCACAAUUUAAUGACUUCAAAGAGAGAUCCUCAUGAAUGGUUGGAUAAAUCCUGGCUUGAAGUUUCACCAUCUAAGGAAGAAAUGUACUUACUUGAUUUCCCAUGUAUUAACCCAUUGGUGGCUCAGCUCAUGUUACAUAAAGGACCUUCACUCCACUGGAUAUUAUCAGCAACUCUUUGUCAACUUCAGGAACUCCUACCUGAAGUUCCAGAAAAAGUGUUAAAGCAUUUUUGUGACAUCACUUCCUUAUUCAAGAUUGGUUCUUCUCCCAUAACAAAAUCACCUCAAAUGUCAUCACCUCAGGAAAAUAGGAAUCAAACCAGUACCUUCCCUUCUCAGAGUUCAGCUUCUGACUCUUUAGACUCUGCCAUUCAAGAACAUGAAUAUUACCAGAAUUUACACUUAGGAGAGACAGUGCAGGAAGAAACAAACAGCACUUCAAACUAUAACUUUUCCCUGAUGGAACUAAGAGAAAGAGAAAUGCCGUGCGUUUUACCACCUGUGACUUCUUACAGUCAGACCAGCUAUUGGAAAGACUCCAGUUGUAACCCUAACAUAGAGAAAAAUUCUUUUCUGAUUAAUAUGAAAUCAAGGAACUCAGCUGGUAACUCCUUUCUAAACCAGAAUGAUUCACAGACAGAUGUCUUUUCUUUAGAUCUAACACAAAUGAAUUGUGAAAGCAGAAUAUCACCAAUCAACACUCAGAAGAGAGUUGCCCUUAAUUUUAUAAAUUAUCAGAAAAAGGGAACACAGGAAGCAAAAAGACCUAUAAAUAAAGAAGAAUUUGCCCCUGUCUUUUCAUUAGAAGGCUCUCAAUCACCUCCUCAUUGGAGCUUUAAGGAAAAUGUAUGGGAACAACAGAAUCACUCAUUCAACCUACAGUAUGGUUCAGAGGAGACUGAGUGUGACAAAUGGUACUCUCAGAGAGAUAAUUUAUUCACUAAUCAACAAAAAUGUCUAUCAGAUGAGUUAGGAGGCCUCCUAUACAGAAGUUCAAGUGCUGGGACUAAAGAGACUUUCUGGAAAGAAUUACCAUCUGUCCCCAGUUUGGAUUUGUUUUGUGCUUCUGAUUCUAAUAAAAAUCAAAAAGAAUUCAACAGUCUUUAUUUCUACCAAAGAGGUAGAACAUGUUUAGGACAGAAAAGGCAUGCUGAACCUUCAUCUAACCCAGGAGACAGGAAAUCAUUAACAGAUCUCACGAGUUCACAACUACCACAAUUCAAAAAGCGACGUCUAGUGUAUGAAAAAGUCCCUGGUAGAGCUGAUGGACAAACUCGUCUGAGGUUUUUUUGAAAAAGAAAGAAUAGUGCUACCUGCCACAUCCCAUUGUUUUUGUUGCUAGACCAAUCACAGAAUGAUUUAGAGUUGGUCAUACCUUAAAGAAAAUGCAAUUGUUCUUAGAUGUUCUUGGUUUUCUAUAUUAAAUGUUCAUAAUAUACAUUCUGCUCCAUAGUUUGCUUAUUCAAAUAUUCUGGAUAGACCCUUGUUAGGGAGCCAAAAGUGUGAGUUCAGCCUCCAAGGUCCUUUCCCAAACACCUCAUCACAUGGAAUUGAUUGGAACAGCCCCAAAUCCCCAGAUUGGCUCUUGCAAUAGAAAUUUCGAUUCUUUCUCUGAGAGUAUUUCAUUUUCCUGUGAGCUUUUCAUGUUAGAGGGAGUUACUUGCAUUUAGGUUCAUUGCUGGUGAUAGUGAUGCUGACCUUUGAAGUCUUGUGAGAGGCCUUACUCCCAAGUUCCAAGGCCCAGUUCAAACUUAGUAGACCUCACCAGAAUAUCACCUGUCUCUCCAAUUGUGAUGGACAUAAGAUACUCCUCUUUCCUCUGAAACUCAGCAUACCCCUGGGAUCAACACUGGCGUGUCCCACCCCUUGCCUCACAUUGUAGGAGCCUGGAUAUUCUCCCCAAAUAUUGAACCCCACCCUAAAACAAGGGAUCCAACAAAUGGAGUAGCCUGAGUUGAAGGGGAUGGGGAUAGCAAAUUGUAGCAAUACAAAAUGAAGGCUGAAAAAAAUGUUUUUCUGUCUUUUGCUUUUUUAUUUGGUUUGUUAUUAUGUUUACCAUACAACAGUUACUAAUUUAACACUUAAGUGAAAUGCCUUAUUUAACUUUUUUAAAUUUAAUUUCGUAUAGGCAAGUGUAGAUGUCUUUUCUCUUUUGAUUUCUGGGUUUCCCGCCUUGCUUACAAAGACAGCUUUUACCCUAAACCUGUAUAAUUAAUAUCCUAAUUUUUCUUCUAAUGCUUUUGUAUUAUCUUUCUUUAACCCAUGUAGGUUUUUUUACAUAGUGUAAUACAGACCCAAUUUUAUUUUCUUCUAAAUGGAUAGCCAAUAAUGGCAGCAUCAUUUACUAAUUAAACCAUACUUUCCCACUGAAUAGGAAAAAAAAAGUUAUUUAUUUCUGAACAGUUAUAAUCCAUUCAUCUAUUUACCUAUUCCUAUACCACAAUAAUAGUUUAUUUUGUGUUUUUUUCAUUUUUAAAAUCAUAUUAUUUUGAUUCAGCAGCUUAAAAGUAAAACUUUUUUUACUUUGUUAAAAAAUUUUAUUUAUUGGUUUUUGAGAGAGAGAGAGAGAGAGAGAGAGAGAGAGAGAGAGAGAGAGAGAGAGAGAUUUCUUUGUUGUUCCACUUAUUCAUACAUUCAUUGGUUGAUACUUGUAUGUGCCUUGACUGGGUAGAGAACCCAUAACCCUGGCUUAUUGAGACGAUGCUCUAACCAACUGAGCAACCCAGCCAGAUUUCAAAAGAGAGGAAGGGAAGAGGGAGAGAGGUAGAAACAUCAAUGAUGAGAGAGAAUCAUUGAUUGGCUGCCUCCUUCACACCCUCUACUGGGGAUUGAGCCUUCAUCCUAGGCAUGUACCUGUGACUGGAAACUGAACCGUGACCUCUUGGUUCAUAGGUUGACACUCAACCCCUGAGCCACACUGGCUAGGCAAA
This is a messenger RNA of Myotis daubentonii (Daubenton's bat), 6706 nucleotides long. RefSeq names its product shortage in chiasmata 1 (gene SHOC1). Gene Ontology annotation, biological process: resolution of meiotic recombination intermediates. Gene Ontology annotation, cellular component: condensed nuclear chromosome. Gene Ontology annotation, molecular function: ATP hydrolysis activity; single-stranded DNA binding. The record is from RefSeq and is a predicted model, not a curated record. NCBI's taxonomy places the organism in Eukaryota, Metazoa, Chordata, Mammalia, Chiroptera, Vespertilionidae.